This is a messenger RNA of Spodoptera frugiperda (fall armyworm), 1506 nucleotides long. RefSeq lists its product as uncharacterized. Gene Ontology annotation, cellular component: extracellular region. NCBI's taxonomy places the organism in Eukaryota, Metazoa, Arthropoda, Insecta, Lepidoptera, Noctuidae. The record is from RefSeq and is a predicted model, not a curated record. Gene Ontology annotation, molecular function: chitin binding. The transcript is spliced from 5 exons. The coding region runs from base 109 to 1119 and encodes 336 amino acids.
CACUGGCCGCACAAAUUUACGCAUUUUUUAACAGAUACGUUAAAACCGCAUUAGUUUAAGAAUUUAUAUCGUUCAUAGUGCUACUUCGUGUAAUUUAAUCGUUAAAAAAUGUCUAAAAUGUGGAUCAAAUUGGUUCUAUUAAGUAUUUUACAUUUUAGUGGAUCUCUGACAACGUCAUUCGACGUUCGCGCCCUGGUCAAUGGGAACCGAAUGGCUGGAGUGCCACUAGGUCUAACUCUUGGAGCCGGCGAGCUGGACGUGGAGGGCAUCUGCACCAGACCUGGCAUGGCCUGCCAGAACUGCAGUCAUGCUGUCACCUGCGUCCCCCUGCCUGUUGGGUGGUUGAAGGUUCCAUUGCAAGAAUGCAAUGAAGGGUUUACAUGCAACGCUCACCAGGGUCAGUGUUCACCAGACCCGGCCCCAGAAUGCAGUAGAGCUGCCCAGGAGUUUGAACAUACCUGUGAACAGGUGGGGAUAUUCCCAGAUGCCUACGACUGCAGAAAGUUCCACCUCUGCUCUCCACCUGAAGGAUUGCCUGAUGGUAGACCAGCAGACCACAGAGCAGCUCUAUGUCCAAGACAUUAUGGAUACAAUCCAGCUACUGCGCAGUGCUCAAUUCAACUAGAACACAGUCAAUGCUCAGAGAAACCAGUCCCAGAAUGCAAUGUUAUCGGCCAGCAUGGAGUCCUACCCUUAAGCUCCAACCAUUACUACGUCUGCCUCCUCAAGAACGGAGUCCUACACCCUCAAAUUUUCAUCUGCCCUCACGGCUGGCACUUCUGGGGAGAAUUCUGUCAACCAGAACCUGAAAAGAAACCAAUAAAAGAAGUAUCUGACGAAUCAAUCAAAGUAGAACAUGGUAAAGAAGAUGAAAUACCAGAAGCAGAAGUAAAUGAAAGUACCACAGAAAAAGAAGCGACUACAGAAGUUACUGCGACUGUUGAAGCUACAACUACUAAAAUUGAUAGUUUCUUCUCUACUGAGAAAACUGCUACUUAUGCUGCUGAUACCUUCUUAGCUGAUAAAAUAGAUUUAGCUAAUUAUGAAACUACUGAUGAUGUAGGUGCUCCCACUAAUGAUAAUUUUGGCUUGUCUAUUGAAUAUAAUGAUUGGGAGUAAGAAUUCACAUUAUAGGUUAAAAUUAAGAUAGUCGUUAAGAAUAAACAUCAGAAAUAUACAUUGAUUAAUCGAAUCUUGUGUAUUUUUUAUGGUAUAAGCCGGUAAACGACAAGACGGAUCAUGGUAAGCAAUCACCCAUUCGUGCCAAAGCAUGGCUCGCCCACACUUAAAUGUGUGUAUGUUUCAACUUAUGGAACAUUACCUACGCGCUGCUCUGUAUUGUUACGUAAAAUAAUUCCAACUAAUUUUGAACCCAAUGUUGAUAGGAGAGACCUAUAUCAUACACCUAUGCCUAUGUUCAGCAGUGGACGUAUUGUGAGUGAUACGUUUUUUUUUCUUAUGAAGCUUAUUGUGAUCAAGAAUUAAUAAAAUUAUAUUUAACAUGUC